AUGGAGCUCCACUACCUUGAGAAGAGGAGCAGCCAGGCAGUCCUGUGUGAUGCUGUGGACUGGCAUUCAGGAGGGCUUCCUGGUGACCAGGCAGAUGCGGCAGCCAUCAAAGCUGCUCUCUGCUGCCAGAGACACUGUAUGUCGAUGCCAAGAGCAGCUGAGAUGGAAGGGUCCAAACUUAGCCCUUCUCCAGCAUCCCCCUCCUCCUCUCUGCAAGACACUGUCAUUCAGACAGACUCCUUGCCACCAGGGCCUCUCAACUCAGGGAACAACCAAAUACUGGCAGGACGGAAAGUCUGCAACUGCUGCAGCCAGGAAUUAGAAACUUCUUUUACCUGUGUGGAUGAAAAUGUCAACUUAGAGCAAAGGAACCAGUGCUCCCCUCUAGCAAAAGGGAGCAAUCAUCUGGGAGACCUUGGCUGGGGAAAUCCAAAUGAGUGGUCUCAUGAGGCUGCCAUAUCCUUGAUAUCUGAAGAUGAAGAUGAUGUAAGUUCGGAAGCCACAUCUUCAGGGAAGUCAGUAGACUAUGGGUUCAUCAGUGCCAUCUUGUUCUUGGUCACUGGCAUCUUGCUGGUGAUCAUCUCCUACAUUGUCCCACGGGAAGUGACUGUGGAUCCCAACACCGUGGCGGCCCGGGAGAUGGAACGCUUGGAGAGGGAGAGCGCAAGGUUGGGGGCUCACCUGGACCGCUGUGUGAUUGCAGGACUCUGCCUGCUCACACUUGGGGGGGUCGUUUUGUCCUGUUUGCUAAUGAUGUCUAUGUGGAAAGGGGAGCUAUAUCGUCGCAACAGGUUUGCCUCUUCCAAAGAGUCUGCAAAACUCUAUGGUUCUUUCAACUUCAGGAUGAAGACCUGCACUAAUGAAAAUACCCUGGAACUGUCCUUGGUAGAGGAAGAUGCUCUUGAUGGACAGAGUUAA
Messenger RNA from Neomonachus schauinslandi (Hawaiian monk seal), 918 nucleotides. It is a transcript of the gene TMEM74, whose product is annotated as transmembrane protein 74. Bases 1 to 918 code for a protein of 305 amino acids. The record is from RefSeq and is a predicted model, not a curated record. NCBI's taxonomy places the organism in Eukaryota, Metazoa, Chordata, Mammalia, Carnivora, Phocidae. The transcript has a single exon.